AUGAAAUCCUUCCAUGUAUUAUCUUACAUCCCUCUAGUUAAUCUAAAAAUUUCUUGCUAUUUUUUGAAGCUUUUGCUGAAUUAG
Messenger RNA from Spirodela intermedia, 84 nucleotides. NCBI's taxonomy places the organism in Eukaryota, Viridiplantae, Streptophyta, Magnoliopsida, Alismatales, Araceae. The record is from the annotation of a GenBank genome assembly.